GACACCACAUUCCAACGAGCCUUUUUGUUUUUUCAACACUGUAGAGCCCAAAUCCACACCCACUGCUGCAGGCGGCUCUCCACAGCACUCAACUAACUUCACUUCACUUCGGCACUUGAGUCACACACUCACAGGUGACUAGUCUCGGCGCCGCUGUCUGCGUUGCUGUGGACCCUUAUCACUGUUUUGGGGACGAGGAAAAAACAUUUUACGAUAGAAAUGCCCGAUAUUACCUGAAUGUGAUUAUUGAAGUCUUUAGUUGUCAGUGGCGCUAGAGGGCAAGAUGGCGGGUCAUAACCACUGCCACCAUGACCAGGCGAUGGGCUUCUUCUAUAACAACAGCAACCAGACCAAGGACGAAUGGGACAGGACCCAGCUCAUACUCGUGCAGGUGGUGGGCUCGGUCUUCUGCUGCUUCAUCCUGGUCUCCAACGCCAUGGUGAUCGCUGCCGUGGUGACCAACAAGCGUUUCCACUACCCCUUCUACUACCUCCUGGCCAACCUGGCGGCCUCCGACUUCCUGGCAGGCAUCGCGUACGUCUACCUGAUGUUCAACACGGGCGAGGUGUCGCGCAAGCUGACGGUGCAGGGCUACUUCAUACGGCAAGGCCUUCUGGACACCAGCCUCUCCGCCUCGCUAGCCAACCUCCUGGUCAUCGCCCUGGAGAGAUACAUCUCCGUCAUGAAUUGGAAGGUGCACAGUAACCUGACGAAGCGGCGUGUGACGCUGCUGAUCGUGUCUGUGUGGGGCAUCUCCAUCCUGAUGGGGCUGGUGCCCAGUCUGGGCUGGAACUGCAUCUGCAGCCUGGACCUCUGCUCCACGCUGGCCCCCAUCUUCAGCCGCAGCUACUUGGUCUUCUGGUCCAUCUCCAACCUGGUGGUGUUUCUGGUCAUGGUGGCCAUCUACCUGCGGAUAUACGCCUACGUCAGGAAGAAGACGGCCGUGCUCACGCCACACACCAGCGGCUCCAUCAACCGCAAGCGGACGCCCAUCAAGCUCAUUAAGACUGUGAUGACCGUGCUGGGUGCGUUUGUGAUCUGUUGGACGCCUGGUCUUAUAGUGCUGCUACUAGAUGGUUUGGACUGCGAAAGCUGCAAGGUGCUGAAGUUCAAGAGAUGGCUGCUGCUGCUGGCGGUGCUGAACUCCGUCAUGAACCCGGUGAUCUACUCCUACAAGGACGAGGAGAUGUGGACCACCUUCAAAAACCUGCUGCGCUGCGUUGGCAACGGCACCCGCCGCCAGCGCUCGCACAAGGCCAACAUCCGGCCCGGACAGGAGUCCGGAAACAGCCUACGCCUCUCGGAGGACACCAGCAACACCACCACCAAGACCUCCUCUGCACAGGAGGUGCUCAAGGCCUAGGGCAAGCAAUGUUUAAGGCCUAGGACAAGUAAUGGUUAAGGCCUAGGACAAGCAAUGGUUAAGGCCUUAGGACCAGAGAUGUUCAAGCCCAAGGACAACCAAUGGUUAAGGCCAACAACCAAUGGUUAAGGCCAACAACCAAUGGUUAAGGCCUAGGACCAGAGAUGUCCAAGGCCUAGAACAGCAAAUGCUGCAAGACAAUGGGACAAAGACAUCGGAUGCUCAUGCUUGUUUAGGUCUAGAACUAUGGAGGCUGUGCUAUGGCACAUAGGCGGGACCAAGCCCAGUUGAAGGGCAUAGAAGGUCAAGGCUAGGAUAGCACGUGUCUGUGGAAGGAGUUGUGGAGUAUCAAAAAUGUUUCAAAAAAAGACCAAAAACACCUAAUGGAAGCAGAAUGUUCAUUCCUAUCUACGCUCCAUGGUUCUGAAACAAGAGGUGAUCAAGACCUAGAGACCUCAUUUGCUGAGGCCUGGUGCAUCCCGAAGGACUAGCGCAGCAGAUGGUCAAGGACAAAGGGGGUCUUGGGACAGGAGAUAACGACCGUGUGGGACAGCAGAGACUGGAGGCUUUGGAAAAGGGAUGCUGAAGUAUUGGCACAGGAGAUGCUUGGACAGUCCCUGCUGAGGGCAUGGCCCAGCAGAUGUUCCAGGCUUUGAGACCUCAAACAUUGAAGGCCUUAACCAAUGCAACAGAUACUCAAGUCUUGACCCCACAUGUUCAGGACCUGGGGAAGCACAUGCUCAAGGCUCUGGACAAAGGGUGAUGAUACCUUUGGGACAGCACAUGCCAAGGCUGUAGCAAGAGUGAGCGAUUGCUUGAACUUUAAACCAGCUGAUGCUGACUCCUAAGGACAUCACCUCAGCUUUGGACUGUGGAUACUGAAAGCACGGGAAAGGAGUAAUCAAAGGCAGAGGAUGAGACAUUACCCGUGUACCUGUACCAUGUUUUCAUUUUUUUUUUUCAGAUGCUCAGGGCCUACCACAACACAUGCUGAAAGAUCUAGCCCUUCUCAAGCCGAAGGUCUGGGACAGGAGUGUUUAAGGACUGAGAAUGAGACAUUACCUGGCUGUUUACAGGAACACAUUUCCUGCUUGAUUUACAUUCAUGCAUUUCCUUCAAUAAUCUCUUCCUCACUGCAGGUGAACCACACCCCUGACAGUCUAAUAAUGUAGGACAUAUACCACUGUUGCUGCCGAUGCAUGCGAUUCCCCAUUCAUACUAAGUACUGUACUGUAUUCUGUUGUUGUAAAUAUAUGUAUUUUUGAUGUUGUUCCAAUGUACUAUCGUCCUGUGUGGUAUAUACUAAAGGAAUUAAAUGUGUUUUGUCAUUUCA
This is a messenger RNA of Engraulis encrasicolus (European anchovy), 2696 nucleotides long. RefSeq names its product lysophosphatidic acid receptor 3 (gene lpar3). Gene Ontology annotation, molecular function: lysophosphatidic acid receptor activity. Gene Ontology annotation, cellular component: plasma membrane; cytoplasm. The record is from RefSeq and is a predicted model, not a curated record. The transcript is spliced from 6 exons. The coding region runs from base 284 to 1363 and encodes 359 amino acids. Lineage: Eukaryota; Metazoa; Chordata; Actinopteri; Clupeiformes; Engraulidae. Gene Ontology annotation, biological process: adenylate cyclase-activating G protein-coupled receptor signaling pathway; regulation of metabolic process.